AGCGGCGGGGAAGGGAGCCACAGAGCGCUCCCGCUUCAGCGACGCGGAGCCGAGAUGCCGCGCCAAUUCCCCAAGCUGAACAUCUCCGAGGUGGACGAGCAAGUCCGGCUCCUGGCUGAGAAGGUGUUUGCUAAAGUGCUCCGAGAAGAGGACAGCAAAGAUGCCCUGUCCCUCUUCACCGUGCCCGAGGACUGCCCCAUCGGCCAGAAGGAGGCCAAAGAGAGGGAGCUGCAGAAGGAACUGGCGGAGCAGGAGUCUUUGGAGACCGUGAAAAGAAAGAAAAGUUUCAAGAUGAUUCGGUCCCAGUCCCUGUCUCUGCAAAUGCCAACGCAGCAAGAUUGGAAGGGCCCCCCGACAACCACUCCAGCCAUGUCUCCCACAACCCCUGUGGUCUCUGGAGCCACUUCCCAGUCUGUGCCUGGUCCCUAUGCCAUGCCCGAGUACCAGCGGGUAACCAUCAGCGGAGAUUACUGUGCCGGGAUCACCGUGGAAGACUAUGAGCAGGCCGCCAAGAGCCUGGCCAAGGCCCUGAUGAUCCGGGAGAAGUAUGCCCGCCUUGCCUAUCACCGCUUCCCUCGGACCACGGCCCAGUACCUGGGUCGUCCCCUGGCGGACACAGCCCCUCCGGCAGAGGGCCUCCCAGACUUCCACCCUCUUCCACUGCCCCAGGAAGACCCUUACUGUGUAGAUGACGCUCCCCCCAACCUGGGCUACCUGGUUCGAAUGCAGGGGGGCAUCCUCUUCGUGUACGAUAACAAGAAGAUGCUGGAGCGCCAGGAGCCCCACAGCCUGCCCUACCCCGACCUGGAGACUUACACAGUGGACAUGAGCCACAUCCUGGCCCUGAUCACUGACGGCCCCACAAAAACAUAUUGUCACCGGCGAUUGAACUUUCUGGAAUCCAAAUUCAGCCUUCACGAGAUGUUAAAUGAAAUGUCUGAGUUCAAAGAGUUGAAGAGUAACCCCCACCGAGACUUCUACAAUGUGAGAAAGGUGGACACGCACAUCCACGCGGCUGCCUGCAUGAAUCAGAAGCACUUGCUGCGCUUCAUCAAGCACACGUACCAGACGGAGCCCGACAGAAUCGUGGCCGAGAAGCAGGGCCAGAAGAUCACCCUGCGGCAGGUGUUCGACAGCCUGCACAUGGACCCUUACGACCUGACUGUGGAUUCGCUGGACGUCCACGCGGGCCGGCAGACAUUCCACCGAUUUGACAAGUUCAACUCUAAAUACAAUCCUGUGGGGGCCAGUGAGCUGCGUGACCUGUAUUUGAAAACUGAGAACUACCUGGGAGGAGAGUACUUUGCUCGGAUGGUCAAGGAGGUGGCCCGGGAGCUGGAGGAGAGCAAGUACCAGUACUCAGAGCCGCGGCUCUCCAUCUACGGCCGCAGUCCCGAUGAGUGGCUCAGCCUGGCCCACUGGUUCAUCCAGCACAAGGUCUACUCUCCUAACAUGCGCUGGAUCAUCCAGGUGCCUCGAAUCUAUGACAUAUUUAGGUCAAAGAGGCUGCUGCCAAGCUUUGGGAAGAUGCUGGAGAACAUCUUCCUGCCCCUUUUCGAGGCGACAAUCAACCCCCAAGAUCACCGAGAGCUUCAUCUCUUCCUCAAAUAUGUGACAGGGUUCGACAGUGUUGACGAUGAAUCCAAGCACAGCGACCACAUGUUCUCGGACAAGAGUCCCAACCCGGACAUCUGGACCAGUGAGCAGAACCCGCCCUACAGCUACUACCUGUAUUACAUGUAUGCCAACAUCAUGGUGCUCAACAACCUCCGCAGGGAACGAGGUCUGAGCACAUUCCUGUUCCGGCCUCACUGUGGUGAGGCUGGGUCCAUCACCCACCUGGUGUCUGCUUUCCUGACCGCCGACAACAUUUCCCAUGGGCUGCUCCUCAAGAAGAGUCCGGUGUUGCAGUAUCUCUAUUACCUGGCUCAGAUCCCCAUUGCGAUGUCUCCUCUUAGCAACAAUAGUCUGUUCCUCGAAUAUUCCAAGAACCCUCUGAGGGAAUUCCUGCACAAGGGACUGCAUGUUUCCCUCUCCACUGAUGACCCCAUGCAGUUCCACUACACGAAGGAAGCACUGAUGGAAGAAUAUGCAAUUGCAGCUCAGGUGUGGAAGCUGAGCACGUGUGACCUGUGUGAAAUCGCCAGGAACAGUGUGCUGCAGAGUGGCCUCUCGCAUCAGGAAAAGCAAAAGUUUCUGGGACAAAAUUAUUAUAAAGAAGGACCUGAAGGAAAUGAUAUUCGGAAGACAAAUGUUGCUCAGAUCCGGAUGGCGUUCCGAUACGAGACCUUAUGCAACGAGCUCAGCUUCCUGUCUGAUGCCAUGAAAUCAGAACAGAUCACAGCCCUGACCAAGUAGGUCUAGCACUGGACAUGGAUUUUAACUUUCUGGUUUAAUUUCAAGUUGCUGUGGUUAACAGUGCUCAAGAUACCACACUAGGACUUUCUUCCAGGGAGAAGAGGUCUCUGAAGAACUUUCAGACCUAGUGAUUUUGGUCACACUGUUUACUUUAAGAUCUAACGUGCCCACUUGCUAGUAUUUCUGAGUAAUAGAUGGUGGCUGCUCCUUGGGGACCUGGGAGCUGGACACUUGUCUGUGCUCAUUCCUGAUUUUCCAAAUAUUUCUCUUGAAACCGCUAGUGCUUGCAUUGUUGGGGCCAGGGUCUUCCAUGGUCCAAGUGCCUGUCGACACGGGGUCCCUGUGCUUUCCUGCCACAGCCCGCUAUCGGCCCUGCAGACUAGUUGGUAGUUGUUCAUUUCAGCCUCUGGCUGGCUAGCUGCCUUAAACAAAAUCCAUUUCAAAGCUCCCUUUCAUAAAGGAGCUACUUUGAGAGAAUUAAAAUAGACAACUUCCUUCCUUGUGUUUUUAAUGAAUUUCUUAAACUGUUUUAUUUAGCCCUCCACCCUCCUUUCUACUUAGGAAGCCAAAUGUGCACCUUGAAACGGUCACUCCUAUCUUGGUUUCUUCAUCUGAAAAGUGCGGGUUUGGACUAGCUGAGAGGUUUUCAAAUGAGGUCUUGAACCCCUCUCCCAACUUCAGGGUGGGAGGGCAGGGGGAGUGAGGUUCUGGGUGCUGCCUUAGCUUCUUCAUUGGGACUUACAAAUUUUCACUUGAACUAAGGACUUUGAAAGGCACUGGAAUAGAUGAUCUCUGUUCCUUUUCUGUAAUACUCUAUGACUGUAGCCCAAUUAUCAUUUUACUUAUGAAGAAUUAGGGCCAGAGAAGUGAGAUUUACCUUAAGGUCAUACAGCUAAUAAGUAAAGGUAGGUUUCCCUCCUCCUAAUCCAGUCCUUUCUCCGCUAUUCCAUGAGGCCUCACAAAUGUUCUAUCAUUGUAACCAGGUGCACUUCUUUUUAAAGGCAAAAUUUCUCCCUUAUCUAAUACACAGACCUUUUCAGAAGAUUUAUAAGUGGUCCCAGGGGCCAGGUGGAAAAUAUUUUUUAAGACCGGUCUGAAUUUAAGCUUUACCAAUGUACUCAUCUGUGUUACUAGUGCCUGGUACAUAGUAGGUGCUCAAUAAGUGUAUGUUGAAUAAAUGAAUUUCUCUUUUGGAAACUUUUUAAGGAUGUGUGCUCC
Molecule: messenger RNA, 3576 nt
Organism: Miniopterus natalensis
Lineage: Eukaryota; Metazoa; Chordata; Mammalia; Chiroptera; Miniopteridae
Source: RefSeq, a predicted model, not a curated record